AUGCAUUUCUCCACCGUUGGAAUCGUUGCACUCCUUUGUGCUAGUGCAAAGGCUUGGGAAGUUACGGCCUAUGACAACGUCGCCAACUGCGACGCCAACGACAACACUCGUUACCGCAUCGUUUCUGGAGCGAGUAACAACGAAAGAUGUUACACCUUCGACUGGGAUAUGCCGGGCACUUCUUGCACUGAGUUCCAGAGAGGUGGCGCCUCGAAGGGAGGUUGCGUUUCGGGGUCGCUCCUUCCGCGGUCAGUUGUGUUCAAGGGCGGCGCUUGUUCUGCCUUCAACGAGGUUAACUGCCAGGGUUCCAAGUCAUCGCACACUGGCGAGAUGAAUGGCAGAUUCGGUUGCUCCAGCUUGGAGAGGUAUGGCUGGGGCCCUAUUCGAUCCUUCAGGUGCCGUGGUUGUAAAAAGGAGGUUUCGGAAGCUUCAUGGGAGGUUUUCCCCCACAUAAGCGACCUAAACAGUCUAAUAUCAAGUGGAAGCAAAAAGAGUAUACUGUAG
This is a messenger RNA of Colletotrichum truncatum, 504 nucleotides long. NCBI's taxonomy places the organism in Eukaryota, Fungi, Ascomycota, Sordariomycetes, Glomerellales, Glomerellaceae. The record is from RefSeq and is a predicted model, not a curated record.